UGACAUCUUCCAGUAUACUAUUUCAUGACCAUCUUCAACUUUGUUAUGUAUAGAAGAAUCAAACUUCUCCUUGCCUCCAUCUUUCUUUAAUUUUUUUUUCUCGAGAAAAUUUUAAAAACCAGAUGGAUCUGCUUUUCAGAUUGUAAUCACUCAUCAUCUCCUUGAAGAAGUUGUGAGUUGCAUUUGGUCUCAUCUCAUGGAAGAUUAUAUCACAAACUUAGUUGUAUUUGGUGUCAUCUCAUGGACUACAGCAUUUCUAGCGACAAGAAGGAUCUUCCCAAACCGCUCUUUCGAUUUCAGCAAUCGUAUCGUCUCCACAAUCCAUGCUUCUUUAGCUGUGAUUCUGUCUUCCCUCUCUGUACAACAUUGGAGCUGCCCGGUUUGUCCCGUUGCUUCAAAAUCUUCUCCCAAGCAGAUGCAAGCACUAGCAGUGACCCAAGCUUAUCUGAUCUAUGAUCUAAUAUGUUGCUUCUUAGACAAACAUGUCAAGCUUGACAAUAUGGUCCACCAUUUAGUGAGCAUAGUUGGAAUUGGUGCAGGUCUGGCCUAUGAAAUGUGUGGAUCGGAAAUGGUGGCGGCCUUAUGGAUAACAGAGAUCUCCAGUCCAUUCCUACACUUGAGGGAGCUUCUCAAAGAGCUUGGUUACAAGGAUACUGACCUUAAUUUGGCAGCCGAUAUUUCAUUCGCAGUAAUUUUCACAUCUGCUAGGAUGGUGGGUGGACCAUAUCUAUUAUAUGUGACUCUAUAUGCCAACAAUCCAUUCCUAAUAAAGGCAAUGGCACUGGGAUUACAGCUGGUUAGCGCUUUCUGGUUCUACAAGAUUGCGAGGAUGGUGAAGCACAAACUGACCAAAAGGAUUACAACUAAAAAAGUUGAAUCAACCCUGUAAUCACAACCAUUUAACUUUGGAUUGUUUUAAUCUACUGCAAUCACAAUUUAUUUGUACCUACAAAAUCUUGUAUACUUCUCAAGAUUAAUGUAGUCAUUGCUUUCUUUCUCUUCCUCCACAA
This is a messenger RNA of Cornus florida, 1010 nucleotides long. RefSeq lists its product as uncharacterized. The record is from RefSeq and is a predicted model, not a curated record. Lineage: Eukaryota; Viridiplantae; Streptophyta; Magnoliopsida; Cornales; Cornaceae. The coding region runs from base 197 to 889 and encodes 230 amino acids. Gene Ontology annotation, cellular component: membrane. The transcript has 5 exons.